UUGAGUUCUCUCUCUCUCUCUCUCUCUCUCUCUCUCUCUCUCUCUCUCUCUCUCUGUGACUCAGACUCAAAAACCCAGCUCUGUUUUUUUGUUUUUGUUUAAGAAUUGAGUGUUGAAAAUGCUGCCGAGGCUUAACGGGGCUGUGUGGAUGGAGGACAGGGAGGACAGAGACGCCGGAGACUGGGCUAGGACCGCCGGGAACGGGAAGGACGAGAUGGGUUCUCUGUCGAACUUCAAGUCCAUGCUAGAGGCUGAAGAUGAGUGGUACAACAUGAACAACAACAACAAUGGCAUUCAAGGCCAUUCUGACGUCAGAGACUUGACGUUCUCCCCAAGCUUUGCUGACCCAGAAAGCUUGCUGCUGAACCAAGUCGACUCCUCCUCUUCUUGUUCUCCAUCUUCCUCUGUUUUCAACAACCUCGACCCUUCUCAGGUUCAUUACUACUUGCCUCAACAACCAUCACUAUCUUCUCUGCUCAAUGUUGUCCCCAGCAACAACCCAUUAGACCAUGGCUUUGAUUUGGGCUGUGAGAUUGGGUUUCUUGACCACCAAGGCUCCGGUGGUGGUUCUGGUUCGAGUUUGAUGAACAGGGGAGGUGGGGUAUUAACUAGCUUUAAUGAUUUGAGCUCCAACUCCCACAUGCAGCCUCAGAACCUUUGCUCCAAUUUGCAAUUCUCAACUACCCGUUUGCCUCAUUUGCUUGAGAAUAGUAACAAUUUUUCAGGUUUUCGGGGUGUUGAUGAUGCUUCAGGGAAUGGUUUGUUUAGCAAUAGGUCUAAGAUGUUGAGACCUCUGCAGCCCUUGUCUUCUGUGGGAGCACAGCCUACUCUUUUUCAGAAAAGGGCAGCUAAGAAUUUGGGUGGUUUGGGGUCUGAAAGGGGAUUGAUUUUGAGUAGCUAUGAAGGGGUCAAGGGGAAGAGGGAAAUGGGUGAGGAGAAUGAGAGGAAGAGGAAGUUUAGUGGUGGAGAUGAUGGUGAAGAUUUGAGUUUCGAUGGCUCGGGUUUGAACUAUGAUUCUGAUGAGUUUACUGAGAUUGCUAAAGUGGAUGAGAAUGGUAAGAAUGGUGGGAAUAGCUCCAAUGCUAAUAGUACUGUCACUGGUGGAGAGCACAAGGGGAAGAAGAAGGGGCUCCCUGCCAAGAACCUGAUGGCUGAGAGGCGCCGCCGCAAGAAGCUCAAUGAUCGGCUGUAUAUGCUGAGAUCCGUUGUUCCAAAGAUCAGCAAAAUGGAUAGAGCUUCUAUCCUUGGGGAUGCAAUUGAGUACUUGAAGGAACUUCUGCAGAGGAUCAACAACCUCCAUAACGAGUUGGAGUCGCUCCCUCCAGGGUCUGCAUUGACACCUACCGCAAGUACUUUCCACCCCUUGACACCCACUCCGCCUACUCUUCCAAGCCGUAUCAAGGAAGAACUUUGCCCCAGCUUACCUAGUCCGAAUGGCCAACCUGCAAGGGUUGAAGUAAGGCUACGAGAAGGAAGGGCUGUGAACAUCCACAUGUUCUGCGGCAGAAGACCUGGUCUGUUGCUCUCCACUAUGAGGGCUGUAGAUAAUCUUGGUUUAGAUAUCCAGCAAGCUGUCAUUAGCUGCUUCAAUGGGUUUGCCAUGGAUAUAUUCCGGGCUGAGCAAUGCAAGGAAGGCCAAGACGUCCACCCCGAGCAUAUAAAAGCAGUACUUUUGGAUUCAGCUGGGUUCAUGGCAUGAUAUAGGUUGCAUCAGAACAACAAACUGAAGUCUCUGUACCAAGAUAGGAGAGGAGUCAUGCAAUUUGUUCAACAUUUUCCGCUACCCAAAAGCUCAACUGUGCCCUCUAUGAACUUCUAAUUUAGCAGCUAUUGAAACUUUGUAGAUUUUGUCUGUAUCAUG
Molecule: messenger RNA, 1861 nt
Organism: Argentina anserina (silverweed cinquefoil)
Lineage: Eukaryota; Viridiplantae; Streptophyta; Magnoliopsida; Rosales; Rosaceae
Product: transcription factor ICE1
Exons: 4
Coding region: 119-1699 (526 amino acids)
Biological process (GO): regulation of DNA-templated transcription
Cellular component (GO): nucleus
Molecular function (GO): protein dimerization activity; DNA-binding transcription factor activity; sequence-specific DNA binding
Source: RefSeq, a predicted model, not a curated record